AAACCAAAAUAGAUUAGUCUGUAUAAGUUAAAAAAAAAGUAGCAAGCCCAGCCAACGUCUCAGGCUCAGCCGCAAGGUACUUACUUACUUUCCGUCACUGGCACUGCAAUCUAUUUCUAUCAAACGACGACGAGACGCAUAAAUAAUCUCUCUUCUUUGUAUCAGACAGACAGACAGACAUGUCAGGGAGGAAAGAAACGGUUCUGGACUUGGCCAAAUUCGUUGACAAAGGUGUUCAAGUUAAGCUCACUGGUGGCAGACAAGUGACAGGAACUCUGAAAGGGUAUGACCAGUUACUAAACCUUGUCCUGGAUGAAGCUGUUGAAUUUCUGAGAGAUCCUGAUGAUCCACUGAAAACUACAGCUCAGACCAGAAGUCUUGGCUUAAUUGUUUGUAGAGGAACUGCUGUCAUGCUUGUUUCCCCAACUGAUGGUACAGAUGAGAUUGAGAACCCCUUUAUUCAGCCCGAUGGGGCCUAAGAUUUGAAAUGUAUGCAUGUGUAAAACAGCUAACUUUCAUAAAUGUAUGCUAACCAAGCCAGUCUUCAUUAUUGUGAUCAGCUUGGUAUUUGCUCUCCUAUCCUGUGUUAACUUUUUUAUCUUUUUUUGAUUAAAACACAUUGGUUUUUUGUUUUACUGACUAAUAUAAGAUUUCAUGGUUCCGUAGUUUA
This is a messenger RNA of Lotus japonicus, 670 nucleotides long. RefSeq names its product sm-like protein LSM7. Gene Ontology annotation, molecular function: RNA binding. NCBI's taxonomy places the organism in Eukaryota, Viridiplantae, Streptophyta, Magnoliopsida, Fabales, Fabaceae. The record is from RefSeq and is a predicted model, not a curated record. Gene Ontology annotation, cellular component: Lsm1-7-Pat1 complex; catalytic step 2 spliceosome; U6 snRNP. Gene Ontology annotation, biological process: nuclear-transcribed mRNA catabolic process; mRNA splicing, via spliceosome. The transcript has 5 exons. Bases 180 to 479 code for a protein of 99 amino acids.